AUGUCCCUCUCUCUCCUGCUCGUUACAGCAGGGCCUGGCCUGAACGUGCCGCACCACGUGCCGCUCCGCCACGGGCGGCCCGUUGCCGUUCGCCUCGCCAUCGGUGAACUCGGCGACUGGGUCAGCCUCAAGAAGAGCACCGCGCUCGGCGCCUCUGCGACGGUCGGCCUGCCCGACAAGGCGGUCGCGCUGCUCGAGCGGGUGCAGUCAGACUCGCAGGCGAUCGAGUUUGCGGAGGUGGUGUCGGUCAUCGACGAGUGCUUCGACGUGACCGAGACAUCCUUCCGCGUGGGCGACGUCGAGUCCGCGGCGGGCGAGAACAUGGGCUCGUCCAAGCUGCUCGCGUUUGGCAAGCUGGCCGGCCUGUCGGAGCAGGAGACGCUCUGCCUGUUCGGGCAGUACUACAAGGACGUGUGCGCGAGCCCGGCGGACAGCGACCACCCGAACAUCCGCGCCUUCAUGGCGGGCGGCUGGGGCGCGGUCCAGUUUCCGUGGGGCCUGUCCGUCUCUGUGCCGGUGGACGGCAAGGCGUUUGGCACGUCGAAGGACGCGGUGCAGUCGGCGCUCGAGGCGUCGGCGCAGAUCUCGGGCGACGACGAGUGGGACCCCGACUCGGAGAUCUGGAUCCCGUGAGGCGUGUGGCCGCUUGGCGUUGCGGCCGCCUCCGCGCGCGCGACGCGGGCGCCACGUAGCACAUUCGCGCAAGCUGCUGUAGUCUCAAUCUCUCGCGUGCCAUGUGUACAAUGACCCUAAAGGGUGUGGAUGCUGGGUU
Messenger RNA from Emiliania huxleyi CCMP1516, 772 nucleotides. RefSeq lists its product as hypothetical. Bases 1 to 633 code for a protein of 210 amino acids. Lineage: Eukaryota; Haptophyta; Isochrysidales; Noelaerhabdaceae. The record is from RefSeq and is a predicted model, not a curated record. The transcript is spliced from 2 exons.